AUGGAAAUAUGUAGACGUACAACCUUCCCAAUAAAUGCAAAUGAAGGAUACUCAUCAUUAUAUGGUUGGGUUGGUGAUUAUAUACCACCGUCUGCCAAAUAUGCAGUUUCAGCUGUAGCCGGUGGAAUGAGUGGAAUGGUUGAUUUAAAUUAUAGAAUUGCUAAAUUGCCAGAAUAUGAAGUAAAAAAUUGUUUAGAAAAUGACGAGAUUGAUCUUUUACUAAAUUUUGAUCAGCUUACUACUCAACGAAGAAAUAAAUCGGCAUUUCAUGAAUUUGAAGAAGGGAAAAUCACGUUUCUACCCACUUAUAAAUAUGAUUUUGGAACAAAUGAUUGGGAUACAAGUGAAAAGAAACGAUCACCAGCAUGGACAGAUAGAAUAUUAUGGAGAAGCAAAGAUCAAUCGCAUUGUAAACAGUUAGCAUAUCGUAGUCAUAUGGAAAUAACGUUAAGUGAUCAUAAACCUGUCAGUUCAAUAUUUGAAUUAAAGCUUCAUGUAAACAUAAUAGAAGAAGAAGAAGGUUUUAAUGAUCGUGAUGAUGGCCAUAAUGUUAUUAUUGCAAAAGAGUCAUGCCAAAUAGAAGAUAACGAUGAGUGCGCUACAUUGUGA
Entrophospora sp. SA101 is the source of this 609-nucleotide messenger RNA. The record is from the annotation of a GenBank genome assembly. Lineage: Eukaryota; Fungi; Glomeromycota; Glomeromycetes; Entrophosporales; Entrophosporaceae.